Molecule: messenger RNA, 18205 nt
Organism: Pelobates cultripes (western spadefoot toad)
Lineage: Eukaryota; Metazoa; Chordata; Amphibia; Anura; Pelobatidae
Source: the annotation of a GenBank genome assembly
GCGCCCGUCGCGCCGGCCUGGUUGCCAUGGUUUCCCGGGGGAAGGUGUGGGCCUAGCGCAGUGUUGUGAGCCUGGCCUGAGAAUCAUGGCCAAAUUUGAGAGGCGGGAAUCGGGAGGGCCGCAGGCCUGGUCGGAGCUGCUGAAAGACAUCCUGGGAGAGUUCGAGCGCUGUGUCGGGAAGGUGAGAGAGAAUGUAUUGAAAUGCUCAUCCAUGGCACAGGCUGGCUGCAUCAAUACACCUAUUAUUGGCAGCAUGGGUGGAAAGGCUCUAUGGCAUAUGGCCAAGUCAGGGCUCCUCAAACUGCUGAACUACAACUCCCAUGAUUCUCUGGCUAUCUAUGUAAUGCAAAGCAUCAUGGGAGUUGUAGUUCAGCAACAUCUGGAGGGCCACAGUUUGAGGACCCCUGGGCCAAGUUAUGUAAAAAAAAAAACAAAAAAAAAACCCCAAUAAUAUUUAGCUUUUUUUUGUGAUUUUAUAAAAAAUUUUUAACCCAAAUGCCAGACACGAUUUGCUUUCCAUGGGUUCAUUCAGUAAACCGUGAUUUGCAAACAGAAUUGCAUAAUUUAGGCCUAAAAUGAUUGGUUUGGCAAGAAUUCUACAGUUACAGCCCGGCUGGUUUUUACCACCUUUUUGCCAUUUUUAUUUUUUUUUGGUUUUUAGUUUGUUACCAUUUGCAGUUUGGUAAAUUAAACCCCUGGUGUGUGAACGCACGCUCACUCUGAGAUGUACGUGUGUGGAUAACAAAGAAGUGAAAUACAAGAAGAUGCCAUGUAUGAAAGGUGUCUGCAUCAAAACCCAUCUGUGGAAGAUCUCACCAGAGCGUGGGAUCCUCAACAAAUCUUAUUAUUUAUAGGGUACAAGCGACUGUUGCACAUCCUGCAAAAAUAUGGCUUUUCCUUUUAGCCGUAGCGAGGUACAAGUGGAAGGCCAUUAUAGCUCAGCCCUUUGGCAGAAUUUAAUAUGUAUUAUUCCAGUGUAGUUUUCACAUUGUGUUUUUUUUUUCAUACUAAAUUCUAAUCUCAAACAUGGGUGUUCCACUUUAAAAUUGACCACACAAAUGUGAAAAUGAAAUCCUAGAUUUGAAGCCUUGAGUGGAUAGUAAGCAUUGUUUUAGAUCCCGUCUUCAUCUCGUUAAAAUGCUGUGUACCUGUAAAGACAUAUUGAUUUGAAGAUGCACUUUCACUUGUGGUCAUUUAUUUUUUGGACAAGACAGAAUGUCCUGGCAACCUGUCUGUGCGACAGGUGGUAUCUGGGGGAAAGGAGUAAGGGAAACGAGUUUACCGAAUAUUUGUCUUCCGUGGGAUCCUCUAUAGAUAUGCCUGUGCAUGUGCAAUGAAGUGCUAUAGGCAAUCUGUUUUUGCUUUGUUCAACCUUUUGCCAUAUUUGAGUGAAAUGCUUUAUACAGGAGAGAAAGUAGUCCUUACUUUGCCUUGUAAUAUCUUUUAAUAAUUGGAAUGUCAGUGAAAUUACAGUGCAACAUGUAUGAGAUUUUCAUAGACUCUUUUAUUAAAAAAGAUGUGACCGUGCCACAUUGACUGAACUCGUGCUGCACUACACUAUGUUUGCAAAUGAUCUUUUAAACUAUCUUUUUGAUGUCUAUGCGGAUGACAUUGAUAAUACUUAUAUCCUUUUGCUCUAUUUACUCUGCCCCUGUUUCCUAUCUCAAGUUAUUUUUAAAGAAUUAAUACAAUUACAGAUAAAGAGAUCCAAACACUAGUGGGGUUAUAUAUAUUUAAUAUUCCUCUCCGGUCAAUAAUACAUAUUUACCUGUUAAAAGCUCUCAUCACUACUGAAUGCAUUAGCAGUAAUAAAAAUCCGGGUUCUGUGGGAGAUCCGGCAAGACUAUGGGAUUCUCAGUUAAUCUACCUUCCUAUGUAUGUGCAAUAAGAUUGUGAAGAAGAUGGCUUCUCUCAACCAUUGCAAGCUAAAAAUUACAGGAUGUGGCUGUGCAAAUACUGCCUACUGUCACAAACAGGUACAUAUUAAUGACAUCAGUUCUCCCCCUGUUCAGAUAGAAUUCAUUGGCUGAGAUAAUCGGCUGACACACUCAGCUAAUGAAUUCCUUUCAAAUAGGGACAAAAUUGUUAUGUCUAAUGCAAAUGGGAAACUUCACUUUAGGUAUAUCACUAGAGGAGGCCGGACCUUUGGCACCAUGACAACUCCAGCACGUUUUGAUGCUCUGUGCUAUGCCAUAUUCAUAUGUAGAACUUGGCUCACUUACCCUGACUCACACUGAAAAAGUUAACUUCUGCAACACGUUUAAAAUGUGUCAUGUGCCUAUCAAAGCAACCAUACAAAAUGAGUGCUUCUAUAGGAGAAUAUAAAAUGUGUAACGAAAUUGUCACUUUUUCUCUCUCUCUUAUUUUAAGCUUACAUUGAACAAUGAUGCUGUGAAUUUUAGCAUUAACUGGGAAAACCUUCAGGGCCGGCAGGAUUUGAAGCCAUCAAUCCUUUGCUCUGCUCUUCAACAGCACAUCACAGAUUUGCAAGUAAGAUCCAUUCUCACUCUAAUUGUACUGUUCUUUUCCAAAAUGAAUUAUUCACUUAAACAUCAUAUUAAAAAAUAAAAUUGCAAACGUCAGCCUGAAGCAGUCAUGUGUGACUCUACCAGAGUUGAAUGUUUCAUCCAAGUCUGCUAUUUUGGCCUUAUAUUUGCAAUAUUUUGACAUUCAUAAUUACAUUUUAAAAGUGUGUGUUUCAUAAUGUAAAAGAUUACCAAGUACAUGAACAACUAUGUAUGACUUUCUAAGGGUUUAGAAAAAUAAGCUUUGGCAACUAAAGGGUGACGUUGUAGAACAUUAGUAGGGUUUAAAAGGACAGCCUAAAUUCUCAUAUUAACAACUAUACAUGAAUAACUAUGCUGUUUAUUUGCAAUGCUCCCUUAUAAUGGUAUAUAUUGUCAAUGUACUGUAUUAUGUUCAUUAAUGGCUAGCAGGACAUACUGUAUAUAGAGCACAGUGCUGUGAACUUGGGGGGCACUCUAUGUAUCAUAACUACAUGAGCUCAUUGUAGUAGUUAUGAUGCAAAGAUUAUGUGGGUGCCAUCGCAGUGGUCUAAGUUAAACAAUUUCCAGCAUGUUAUACUUACAGCCAGAUAUGUAAGAAAAUGAAAGACUGACAGAAAUAGGGUGGGUUAGCCAAGCCCGCCUAGCCUAUCAUUACAUCCUGCAUCAGCAAAGCAUCGCAGAGAGACUGAGAUCUGUGCAUCGGGACCGCCAUAGUUUUAGUUAUAGUGCUUAGAGUUCCUCAUUUAUUCCCAUUUAGCAUGUCUAUCUGCAUGAUUAACACAGAUAACAUACUCUGGUGAGUACAAAAGAGUAUUGUCACUUUUAGUUUAUUUUCACUUAACUCUUAUCUGGGUAUUUGUUAUUGUAGUAAAUGAACCAGCAAAUACCAUUCAUCUUGUUUUCAUUACCACAGAAAUCCUAAAUCUGCAGUGAUGUUACAACUGCAAAGGAUUCUGGGUGGGUAUAUGCAAAUUAGUUUAACAAAGAUAACAAAUGUGCUUAGGGGUCGAAAUGUCGAUUUGUUUGGAGAUUUUUUUUUGCACAUGUAAAUUUGCAUGUAAAAUAAAAUAAGCACAUUUGAAGACCUGUGAGUGCACCUUAUGUUCAUAUUAUUUAUAUAUAUAUAUAUAUAUAUAUAUAUAUAUAUAUAAAAUUAUAACCCUCUAAUCACAUAUGCUAUAUUGGUGACAGUUGGUCUUUUAAAUCACCCAGCUAUGGCUACCAUAUUCUGUAAAUCCCAUGCAUAUGCACCAUCAAUCAUUUUCCCAGGAUUUCCUGCACAUAUGCUAAUUUUACAUACAGGCAUUGUGGGAGAUUUGGAAUUUGCAAAACAUGUCCCAUGACUGGCAGUCAUUAACAUCCCUCUAACCAGUGCAUAACAGGCUGCUGCCCAUGUUUCAAACCGUUAAAUGGGCCAGCUCAGUAGAAUACUUGGGAAAUACAGCUACCCAGGAUGGGACAUAAACAUGCAUCAAAACCCAAAUCUUCUUAAGGGACAUUCCACUGCCCAAAUGCAAAAUAAAUAAAAAUCACUGUUUAGUACAUAUACCCCAAAUGAAAACUUGCAUGCAUGGAAUUAUUUCAUUUUUUCAUUGAGCUGUAUCUAAAAACAGCUUGCAAAAGUUGCUGUUUCGCCUUUGCAAUCCCUCCUCUUCUAACUUCACUCAGACUUAAUUUGGUUGUCCAAUCACUGAUUUCCUAAUGCAACUCACUGAGAAGUCUUUGCACGGCAGGUGCUCUAUUGCUGCCUCUUAAGUUUAGCUCCACUGAGCUAAGCAAACCAGGACGUAACAGGACCUGUUGUCUGCUUGAAAGCCGAUGGGGUGUAAUUAAGUUAAUUUAUAAAUGUUGUCAUAAAUUACUUUAAGGGUCUGAAGUGUCCCUUUAACUAAAUUACUCUGGUGAUUACAACUCUGCAGAGUAACCUAAAGUAAUAUUUACUAACCUAAAGUAAUAUAUACUAAAAAUUGUUUCAUUAUUUUUCCUUUUACUACACUUUAAUUUUAUUUUGUUGUGGUUUGCAGUACAGAACGUAUAAUUUUUUCCCCCAUCCUCCAUCAGCCACUUGUAGAUAAAUUAAAAACCCUUGUGGAUGUGGAAAGUAAGAAGACUGCUGAAGUGGAAACCAUAGGAGAGCUAUCCCUCGAAUCCAGUGCUAUGGACCAUAAAUCCGAAAGUUUGGAGAGCUCUGGAAAGACCAUGUCAAAACCUAGUCCAAUUAAUAUAAACAGCAGCAGUUUAUCUGAUCCUUCAGUCGUCCAGAUAAAGGCAAAAAAAUCAGAAGUAAGUUCUAGUAUUCAACAGUAAUUUUAACAAAAUGAAAUUUUUCUUAUCCUAUUUUGGAAAAUAAACAGUCCAGCAUAAUAAUGUUAUCUCUAUGAUUUUUGUAUGGAGAGAGCACAGAAUCAGGAAUAGAUCAUCCACCGAGAUUCCCAUAAAAAUAAUCAUUACUAUAUGUCUGAUGGUGUUAGAUUGCUAGCCAUCUACUCUACUCAAUGAGUUAAUCUGAGUAUAGAAAUCAGUUGAUAGUCUCUGCACGUUUCCCAGGAUUCCCUGCACAUAUGCUAAUUUCCCCAAGAGAGGUUUCUUCAUGGAAGCAGGCUAGGAUUUAAAGAAGUUCUGACACUAAUGGAGGCUGCGCCUCCUUUCAAAAUCCCACUCCGAGGUGACAGGUCCACUUGAAUGUUGGUGACCACAGAAACAAUUUCUAGUGCAAUCCUUUACCAUAUUUUCCUAAAAGUCGUCUUUUAAAAGAGACAAAGUAGUCCCUACCGUCUUAUGAUCUCAUCUGACUUAAUUAGAAUCUCACUGCUUUUCCAAUGCAGUAUUAAGUGACAUUGGUCACCUCAAAACAUAUUUUUUUUAAAUGCUAAUCCUUUCAUCAAGUACUGAAAGGAAAUAGAUUGUAUUUUAACUGAAGUAUAUGUAAAAGAAAUGAUAAAAGCUCAUUGCUACCUUUUUAAAUAUGACAUGGUGCUUCAGCCAUAUACAAGCACCCUGAGCCAGACAGUGUUUGAAAACCGACAGACUCUAUGAUCUUUCCUGGUUCACGCUUUGCACAUAGGCAGGGAGGACCAUAGAGACUGUCUUCUUCUGACUGCUCCUCUUUGGACCUUUUACUCUGUGGCCACGCACUCUUGCACAUAGAUGUAUAAGUAGGACUGUGUAUGCAUGCAUGUACAAGUGUCUAACUAUGUAUGCAUUUGUGAAGGUGUAGGAGUGUGAUUGUUGGUAUGUAUAAUAGUUUCUGAGUAUAUGUUUUAGAGUGAGUGUGAUCCUAUGACAUUUUUGAGGAUGUAUAACAGGGGGAACAAUAUGGAGAUAUAGUAUGGUGUGUAUGUAUUCUUGUAUGAGGGCCCACUUGUGUGUGUUUGUAUAAAAGUAGUGACAACACACUUUUUUUUUUUAUAUUUGGACUAAUGAACACUAGCCAUUCAUGACACGGAAGAGUAUUGAGAGUUUGUGUGCAGGUCUUAUUUCUGUUUUUCGUGUUUUUAUUUGCUUUUGUAUUACACGUAAUGUUAUAGUCCUGCUGCCCCCUAUUAAGAGUGAAUUUGGAUGUAGAGAUGAAUGAGAAAGCAUCUUCCAACCUUUUGGAGAUUUUGGCUGGAAGCAACACAGUGAAUUGUUAGUGUACGACUCGCAUACGAUGUUUGCCUUGUUGUAUAAAGGUAGCCGUGUGUGUGUGUGUGUGUAUGUUGUGUGUGUGUGUGUAGUAUAUGCUUUGUUUAUUUUACUAUAUGUAUGUGUUUUCUGAUUUUUAGAUUUUGUAGGGUAAUGGCAUUGUAUAGGGAGAGCUAAAUCUGCAUGGAAGAUGUUUGUGUGAGGGCUGUGGGAUGAACACUGUGCUGCUGGAACAUUCUUUGGUUUAUGUAGCACGGGUGCUGAGUGAUAUGAGGGACAUAUAGUUGUGUCUAGAUAGAUCCAGGCAAUUUUAAAGGAAUACUAUAGUGUAAGGAAUACAAACGUGUAUUUCUGACAGUAUAGUUCUAAAACAACAGUUUAGGCUUAUAACGUAUUAGUGCUCUUGGCUGCAAGUGUGGUUAUACAGUGGACAGUACAUAAACAAUUAUACAAUUUGAUGUAUUUUAUAUCAUGAAAUGUAAAUCCUCUAUCCUUCCCGAGAAUGAGAAAAUAGUUGGAACUGUACUUGUAUGACCGUGUAUUCAGUGCUGCAGUAACCCUGUUGGUAUCCCUAAAACAUGGUGCUUUAGAACAUGUACAGGAAAAAUACAUCAAAGAGAAGAUUGCUUUUUAUUUUUCAAUUUCCCUUGGCCAUUGUGGCAACAGCUGUGUGCUGCUCACCUCCUUUCAUUGUUACAUGUAAGGCAUUUGCUGUUAUGUUACAGCUACAAUGCCUUUUGUGCCCUGGCCUUUAAUUCUUCUGGGUCUCAACUCCGCCUACUAUCCCUCCUCCCCGUUUUAUGGACAAUAAUACAUGCUCAGGUUUCUUUCAUAAUAUUGUAUGUCACCAUAGAUGCCACUACAAGAGCCCUGCAUUUACCUUUUCCAGGCUCAUCAAUCCUAUUCCAGGUCUUCUUUAUUUCUGUCCCUAAAUUGUCUGCUACAAGUUCAACUCUUGUGUCACUGAUCAGUCCACAAAAUGUCUGAUCUGCAUUGGUUAAUGGAAAUUUUUAUUAUCACUUGAUCUGGGAGGCAGUCAACAGUAAGGACACAUCCUGAUUUGCGUUGGCUGAUGAACGCAUUACCCUUCAAUUUUUCUAUGUCCAAGUCUCUGCUGCCUCUUUCUGUCACAGCUGACUUGCUUCUUGUAGAUUCUGAGCGGCUAAGUCCAACUGAGGUGCAAACUGUUCAGCCAUAGUCUGAUUGUGUUUAUUUGAUGAACAUAGCUUACAUACAAAUCUCACCAGACCCUGUUGUCACAUAUAAGCGGGCAUUUUAAUUGGCACACCUGCUGGCUUGCUAAGAGUUGUGUGUGUUGUUCACUACAGCCGGAGUGCCCAACACUGCCUAUUAAUAAUACGACAUAUUUAUAAUCUUCCGCUCUCAGACAUGCUGUAUCAUAUUUACAGUUGUAUGCACGAGAUAGUGUAGAUCCCAAGAGACUGCAGGAUCCUUUGUGAAUUUUCCUUGCACAUGCACAAUAAGAUGCCAUGUGUUGUACAUUGUGUGAGAAGUUCUUUAUUCCCAUUGGCAAGAUGCAUGAAGUUAGAGCAAGCUCUGCUUUUAGACACAUUUUUCAAAAAGAUCUGCAUGCUACUACUUUUGUCUUAUGAUCCAUUUUGAUUGUGCUGGAAUUUCACUGAAAUUCCAACACAAUAUACGUAAUUUUUUAAAAUUUGUUUUCAGAACGAUUUUACAUAAAACUUAAUGACAUUACUUUCAUUGACAGUCUUGCGGUGUUUGUAUAAGGUGUGUGCACACUGAUCUACAUUUUUUAUUCAGCUUUAAAAAAAAAAAAAAAGUCUGAUCGUGAGUUCUGUUUACAUUUGUAUCUGCACAAUGAUCUUCUAUACCCCGUCUUAGUUUUUUUUUUUUUUAAGUGUUUGAAAUGAAAGGCAAGUUUCUAAAGUAGAUGGAAGAUUCCAUGCUGUGUGAAGUUUUGUACAGCACCAAUUCCUACUCCCCCCUCCUCUCACUCCAUUACACUUGCUGUUCUUAUUCCCUGUAGAUCGACAGAAGAAUAUUGGCAUUCAUCGAGAGAAAGCAAGCAGAGAUCAAUGAAAACAACGUCCGGGAGUUCUGCAAUGUUAUUGAUUGUAAUCAAGGUAAAUGCAGUUAGACUUGCGCCAUUACUCAGCUAGCUCUGUCAGACACGGGUAGAAAUCUGUGCUCUCAGUCUCUUUUACUUGGAUUCAUGCUGUAUAGAAUAGUAAGUUAGGUUAAAUUAUUUAUAGAAGACCUGCUUACCUUUCAUUUAUACAGUGUUUAACUUGGAUUUGUGUAGAGAUUGUAAUAAAGGUUAUAUUACAUCUAGGCAUGUAGCAAUUAACAGCAACAAUAGUUUGUGUGAGUAGGCUUGCUAGUGGCAUAGAUUCAUACAUUGAUGCUGUAUUUAGGAUUUAUAAUUAGGUUUCAAAGUAAUACGUAACUUUUUUCUUAAUUUUUUUCCUUAGAGAAAUAGAUAUUAAAUAUGCAGUGCUUUAGACUUAAUUGGGAAAACAUGUACUGUUUUCGAUGCUUUCUGUUGCAUUUUCUGUCUAGAAUUUGAAUGUUAGCACCUGAAUAAUGCAGAUAGAUGCAGUCCGCAGCACCCACUUACUAUCUACUACAGUAAUAGUCUAAUGAUUGCACGUAAAAAGGUGUUUGCUGCAGUAGCAACGUGAAAUAGUGGCUUUUCCUUCCUUGUCUUACACUAUUCUAGUGGUAUCUGAAUUCACUUUUGUUUCUAUUAACUCCUUAAGAACACAUGGUGGAAAUUUUCCAUCAUGCUGGCCUUUUGCUUCUUAAGCUGUGUUUUUAAGGGGGUUAAAUAGGAAUAACCUGAAAUAAAUGUGUGUUAAUUGAGGUUUGUUUUUUUCCCUUUGAGCUGUAUGUAGUAUGGAAUUACAUUACAGUAGUUUGUCUGUACAAAUAUAUGUAGUUCCCUUAGCAUUAUUCUAUCCGGUUCCAUUUGUGUGAUGUGGCAGCAAACUCUUUAAGAUUUACUUACUUGAAAGUGUAUCAUUAGCAAGGUUACACUCUGCUACAAUGCUAAUGUGCCGUAGAAGUAAUUGUAGUCAUUAUUUUUAUUGUUCGAACCUUAGAAAUAUAAAUUACUCUUGUAUUAAACAUCUCUACAGAGAACAGCUGUGCCAGAACAGAUGCAGUUUUUACCCCAUACCCUGGAUUCAAGAGUCACAUUAAAGGUAUUUGAAUAGUGUCAACUUUUAGCUUGUUGAAUAGACAAAAAUGUGGCAGGCGAUGAGCGGACACCAAACCAUGGUAACAAGAAAAGUAUUUUGCUCACGCCGAACUUCCAGUUUGUAUCUUAAAGCACAAGCUGUAUUCUCAGCUUUGUUUUCUGGUCUGGACAGUAGCGUGUGUUUAAGCUUUGUUAAACCCCCAACAGUCUUUGGCAAGUCUGCUUGGAGACUACUGCAUGUAUCUACAACAUAUAUGAUAAAUUAUUGAUCUUUAAACUCUAUGUCCCCUUAAUUGUGUUCUUAUCUUAAAACAUAUUAUAAGAGUAAUAUAUUUAAAGAACACAAAAUAAGUGGUGUAUGUCUGUGAAACAUAAAGGCUUUGAUGCAGUGCUUAAAGGGACUCUCCAGAAUCCUGCAGUGCCCACCCCCCAUCCCAUGUUGCUGAAGGGGUUAAAACCCCUUCAGGGACUUUCCUGAAUUCAGCGCCGAUGUCCUUUGACGCUGGGUCAGGCUUCGCCCAUGCUUCUCCCCCACUGAAGUCAGCCGGCGGGGGAGACCUAAUGUGCGCAUGCGUGGCAAUGGCGCGUGCACAUUAGACCUCCCCAUAGGAAAGCAUUAUUCAAUGCUUUCCUAUGGGGAGUCCGACGGCGCUGGAGGUCCUCAUGCAUAGCGGAAGGACGUCCAGCGUCGUUUAAAACGCUUUUCGUGACAGCCAUUAGAGGAGGACUUAACCCUGCAAGGUAAUUAUUGCAGUUUAUAAAAAAAUGCAAUAGUUACACUGGCAGGGUUAAGGGCGAUGGGAGUUGGCACCCAGACCACUACAAUGGGCAGAAGUGGUCUGGGUGCCUGGAGUGUCCCUUUAAAUGCUCUUUGACAUCAUUAUGGCUGCAAUAGAGAAAUAAAAAAACUGUUAAUAUUAAAAAGCAGAAUAGUGUAUGUCUGCCUGUUCACAUUCUCAAAAACACAGAAUAUGUUCCAUGUUAGCUGCACAUUAGGAGAGAACUUUUUUCCUCGGGCAAAAUAUCCUGCAUUGUGGCCACCGAGAAAUUGGAAUCCUUCCCACCAAAAAGAGAGAAGGUUAAUAAUACCUGGUGAAAGUCUGAGGAGACAGUAUAGCAUUUUCUUUUAUUGUAUGUUUUAUCUUUAAAUCAUGUGGACAUCACCGUACAUUUCCAAUGUUAAAAGAAAGCUGUGGCCAGCAUUCAGAGUGAUUUGUUUAGGCCAAAAUCUCAGGAAUUGGAAACGUUCCUCAAGUUUCUUUUGUUUUGUUAUUUUGGCUUAAGAUCUGAAUUGGAUUCUCAAAAAUGUACAUUUAAGCAAGUAAUCCCUGCAAGUGUUAUUUAAUGUGUGGAUAUUAUAAUAAGAGACCAUAAUUACUUUAUUUAUAAAAUUGAUGACUGAAAUUGACAUGUAUUACAAUAUACCAAUAGGAACCGCACUCAAUCCACAUAAGUCAAGGGUCCUAAACUAGACCAUAGGCCAGCACAAUCCCAACAAUUUUAAAUACCGAUAAUAGAGAAGAGCUUCGGGCACAUUUAUUAGAACAAAAGGAACACUGCAACGUUUCAACCCAAAAUAGGGUCUUUGUCAAGCUUGAAACACUGCAAUCCUGGGUCGAAACACUGCCGUGUUCCUUUUGUUCUAAUAAAUGUGCCUGAAGCUAUUGGAGUGCUUGGACCUCUUUUCUAUUACCUGAAAUUGACAUAUGAACAGCUUAAAAUGUUGUCCCCACUGCGAGAAUAUGAAAGUAAAUCUGGUUCUUGAUCUUCUCUAAGUCUCCAGGGUUGUAAAUACAUACGGACCUCAAACCAGAAACGAUGGUACAACAGGAUCCAGCUCAAGAACUAAUCCACUUCAGCACGAAUGCAGUAAUCAAGCUGUGGAUGAAAGACUUCAGAAUAUUGAAUGCCACCUACGAUUAAAGCCUGGUAAUGUAUUUAACAGACCAGCAUUCUUCAAAUCUUUUGGGAUGUAUAGUAUGGUUUUAACAUUCAAAACGGUAACACUGUUACUUGUUUUUCUCAUAUGACCAGGAGCCAUUUUGUGCACAAUAUCUUCUCUAGACACCGCUAAUAAAACUAAAAGUUACAGGAAAGAUCUGAAAAGCAUAACAUAUCCCCACCAAAUAUAAAAGCAGUAUUUUGGGAUUUUCAGUCUGCUUGGCAAAUUUUCAUAUACUCUAGGAGCAAAGGACAAAAUUUAGAGGGAUAGAGUAAAAGAUUGACAAAUGCCAUAGAAUAGCUGCAAUAAAGCCUGCAUCUCGGCAUCCGGGAGGGAAAAGAGUUCCCAAGCAAGGCAUGUCUUUUAGAAGAGUGGACGCGAGGUAGGUGGGUACACACUUAAACCCUGCAUCGGCCCUGGAGAGGAGGUUUAAGUUUUAAGAAAUAAACUAUAUCAUAUUUCUGAUAAAUUACAUAUGAUCACUUUCAUUCAAGAACUCGUUAAGGUUAUAUUUAGCGUUUUAUUUAGGGCUAGAAUAAGAUUUGGGUUUAGAUUUACCUCAACCCCAAAUGUUCAUCAUCCUUUUGUUUGGCUGCUUCCCUGGUUAUUGUAUGGGAGUGGGCUGACUGUGUGCUUCAGAUGCAGAGCAGCUUAUAUUCAGACUAGAGUACAUGGAAGAUAUGAUGCUGUAUCACAUCCUCUCGUCCUUCCUCGUCAGUACACCAUGAGAGCAUGCAAGCAUAGCAACGAGUUCUGCUUUGAAUAAAAUAAAUAUAAGGGGUCCAGGCGGUGUAUCACAAUCUGUUUGAGAUACAUUUGGUAAGAAGGUGCUGAUAGAGUACAUGUUGGUCAAAACACUGAAAUCAGAAGUACUUUGAAUAAUCCAUAAUUAGUGAUACUUUUUUGAGCAAUAUAGAAUAAUCGGUAAUAGCGAUACUUUAAGCUAGAUCACAGCAGCCAUGUUUCCUAACACAAGUGGUAUGUGGUAAAUUGCUAUAAAGUAUUGUAGAAACUGCAUGAUCAUUAUCCACUAGAUACUAGUUUAAUACCAUAAAACAACUGCCUUCACACAAAUAAAGCACUUCAGUUUGGUGAAGCCUCUCACAUUUGUGACCGUUUAUAAAACUCUUAUAUUUGGGGGCAGAAACACCUCCUUGGCUUUCUUCCUUAUCCGUUAGCUCCAUCUGCCUUCCUGCUUCUCAUUGAGAAGUAGUCGAAAGCCAAGAGUGCAUGUGCGUGGAGUGAUCCUUUACUUGACUGAUACUAUUAUACGAUUACAAGUUAUGGCUAAAAACCACUUCCAUUCUGCUGAAAAAGCAAAUCUGUUGAUGGAUGUCGUCUACAUCUCACAAUCCAAUACACUGUAUGGUCAGUGACAAUCAAUAUCCACAUAUAACAGGGAUAGUGUAUUGAGGAGUGUCAAUAUUUUUAUACGUAGAGUUUCAUGUUAUCUUUUUAUUUUAGGGGGUCCAGUGCCAACAGAUAUUUAUCAGAGGAUUAAAAAGCUAGAGGACAAAAUCCUGGAGUUAGAAGGCAUUUCACCAGAGUACUUUCAGUCUAUGGUGAGUAACGUAUAUAUUACAUAUUCUGUUGCCUCCUCUUUAUCAGUAAACUGCAAUCAUUUUCAGAGACAAACUGUCGGGACGUGAUGUUCCAUUUCUUGCGGCUCUUAGAGAAGAAAUUGUUAGUUGAUGUUGCUUGUAAUGAAUUUGAGCCUUGUAGGAAUCUGCAUCUCGAGCAAUGUGAUCUUUUAUAAUAUGAUUGUGUAUUCUAAGAUUGCAUAUUAUUCUCAAAGUAAAUUAAAGCAUUUAAAAAAAAAUAGUUGACAGUCCAUUCCUAAAGAACGUUUUUUUAAAAUACUUUAUUAGAACAGCAGCAAACCAGUAUUGCUAAAGAGCCACGGGUACAGUUUACCAUGUCAGUUGGUUCUGUAUAAGCACAAUGCAGAAACAGAAGGAGGGGAAUUACAAACCACAACUAUUUAUAUUAGAUGGAUUUGGCUUUCGUUUGUUCUUUACAAAUACCACAUUUUUUUGAGGGGAAAAAUAAUUACCAUUAAUAAUUUUUAAUUUUUUUUAACUGUUUUUUUUCUUGUUUACAAUAUUUAAUCGUUGCUGUCCCUUUAACCGCUUAAUACACAAACACAGCUUCAGUUUUCUUGUUACCUUGCUUCUAUUGUUUGCUCCUCUCUUUCAGAAUCUGUUCUUCUCUUCAUUUCUGAUCUAUUUCUCUUUAAAACAUAAGACAAAGUAGGGUUUCUUUUGUUAAUAUCAUGUGUUCUACUGUAAUAAAAUUAGCUUAACUGUACUUGACAACAUCUGCUGAGUACAACAAUACACCAUAUUUAUAUUACUUUUUAUUAAAAAAAAAAAAAGUAAUAUCCUUAAUCCAAAACCCGUAUCUUUAACCUCACCCAACUCCUAACCAGAACAUUAAUCCUAAACCUGGAAAUAUUUUUGGAAUGAUUUCCACUGCUCAUUUCAGCAUAGGUAUUCACUUGUUAUCCCUAAUCUGAACCCUAAUCCUAGAGGGAAUCCCUCUGCUAAUAUCAGUACGGUUAUUAGCAAAGUGCACGCUAAGCUAAAACCGUACAGAGCAGUAUGUUGCCACCAUCUGCUGGCUGUUUUUAAUAUGACAGGCAGAUACCUGUUAUACGUAACACUAUCACGCACAUUAUAUUUUGAUCGGUGCUGGCAAUCAAAUGGCAGUGUUUGGCAUCUCCCAAACACAGGCUUUACACAGAGAAUCAUCAUAGCUGAGCGCGAUUGCUCACCUGCAGUGUUCUCAAUAGAUUUAAAGGGCUGUUUAAUAAGCUGUAUGCAGCACUAACAAUCAGGCUGGGUCCUUAAAAAUGGACCCAUCUGACAGAGGGAAGCUUCAGGUAUUUAACCCAGCUCACAACCCAUUUAAAUGUCUGUAUACAUCACUCACUCUAAGCAUGGCAGUCAGAGCAACAAUCCACUAAUUCUGUCCCCAGCUAAGAGAGGAGAGCCCUGGGUAUCGGGUUAUACCCAGGGUUCCCAUCGGUAAAAUACUGCAUGACAGAGUUAUUCCAUCAUUGGUCCUUAAGGAAAGAAUGAUGAAAUAAUUCUGCCAUGCAUCGGUUAGGGAUUCAUUUGUAGAAGCGCUUCUGGGUCGCUUAGCUGAUGCUGGACGUCCUCACCCUGUGGAUGAGGACGUCUGCUUAAACCCCAUAUCAAAGUAUUGAUGAAAUGCUUCUAUAUGGAGUUGUCCUAAUGCGAUUGCAACGCUUGCCAUGCUGGCGAGUUAGGUCUCCCUGCCAGCUGAUGUAGGCGGAGGUGGUACUGACCCAGUGCUGACUGACAUCGGCUCUGGAUUCAGGUUAGUAAAUUAAGGGAUUUGGCGCAGUGCAGGGGUGGGAGCACGGAGCACUAUAGUGCUAGGAAUACAAUUUUGUAUCCUAGCAUAUAGUUUCCCUUUAAGCUGUGCAUGGUUAUUUGUGUUUGUGAAUGAGACCAGUUAUAUCUUCUAGGCAAUACUAUCAGUAAGUGAAGAAUAUGUGUAAAGUGACCUCUUAGUACAAAAUAAAAAUGUAUACAAGAUCACUGCUCUUAAUGGAACACUCCUCUGCCCAAAUGGGCACAAACAAAAUGACUAUUUGGUAGAUACACCUCCAGUGAAUGCAUGCAUCUUCUGACAUGCUCUCUCCACCAGAGUUCUGGAUAGAGGUCUACUCAGGUGUGCUUAAGUAGAGCACACUUGUCACGUCCGUUAGGAAGCAUUUAGAAACCUACCUGGCUGUUUAAUUAUAAAAGUGCAGAAUUAAGUAUUUUAUGGGGGUGGAGUGGUGGUUUAACGCGACAAGGCUGUGGGAUGACACAAACCGAUUCCCUAAAUUAGUAUGAUAGUAGCUAUGUUUUCUGUCUGGCUACUUUGGCCUUAAAUUUGAAAUUUACUUUGAAUUCUGACAGUUCUCACCGAAGUGCAUACCCCUUCAGUCCACUAAUAAAUGAUAUUACACAACACAUUAGAUUGUUUCCAAAAGUUAUGUCAAAGAGGCAAAACUCAUAGAAUAUUCAAACAUUGUCUGUUUUUUUGUUUUUUAUAGGAUGUCCCUAAUAAAAGGAAAAAGUCUCAGACAGCACAGGUAAGGACUAACUACAAUUUCUGCUCAAUUAUGUAAUUUGUGAUUUUAGGUUUUCAAAUUAUUUUUACAGAAUUUAGAAAAACCUAUAAAAGAAAUACUAAAUGGUAAUUUAAAUAUUAGCAUACAGGACAUUUUGAAUGCAAGUGAGAUUUAAAUGUAAUAUCAGAAUCUGUAUGUUAUUGGACUUUCUAUGUUAUUAGACAAAGCAGAAGUGAAGGCUUCUCAUAGAGAUGCAUUGCAUUGGUCUUUGAGAUCCUUGUUAGCAAGGAUCUACCAUGGGUGGAACAGAGCUAGAACACCUUCUAAAUGCUGGUUUAUUUCUAAUGCUGGUGUACUGCAUAAUCUAGUUCGAUUUCAGACCCAUGCUGUUCACUUAAAAUUAAUAGGGAACACAUUUGAAAAAAGUACACAAAAGACUAAAAAAUGUCUAGAGCACAUGCCUGCCUUUAUAACAUACAACUCUGUUACUGUGAAAUACACUUAGUCAUUGUGAAGGAUGGGCCUUCGCGACUUUAUUUACUAAAUUGUGAUUGUUAGACAAUCUGUUACAAGCUCAAAAAUUGAGGAAAACAAAAGCAGAAAAAAAUAGAAAAAUCAUUUUGGGUUGCCAAAAAAAGGAAUAACUGAUAACCCAGUCCACGAUGUAGACUAAUCAUCCAAACCAAUCUAUACACAUGUGUAUGUAACUUUGCAAUAUAGUUCAACCAAUACUAUAAGGUCAGGAACACAAACGUGUGUUACUCACCCUAUAGUGUAAAAACCACCAUUUAUGUGACUUGCUUCCCCCCCCCCCUUAAAAGGUAAGAGAACCACAUAGUUCUGCUGACCCUGACACCAAUCAGCCUCCUUGAUUGAUAUUAUCAGAAUUGAUGAUCUCAGCCAAUCCAGUGCUUUCCAUAGGAAGAGCAUUGGAUUAGCUGAAAUCAUCAAGGAGGAGUGGCUGGAGCCAAUCAGCAUCUCCUCAUACAGAUGCAUUGAAACAAUGCAUUUCUUUGGGAAAAGUUCAGCGUCUCCAGACAGAGCGUGGAGAUACUGAACGUCAGUCCUGUACACUGUGCAGCACUGAACCAGGAAGCACCUCUAGUGGCCAUCUGAGGAGUUCUGUUUACAUUAAAAAGCCUACAGGGACAUGCUCUACCCACCAGAACAACUACAUUAAGCUGUAGUUGUUCUGGUGACUAUAGUGUCCUUUUAAGUAGUAGACUUCACAUAUUCUCACAAGUAGAGCAAAUAAGUGCUUAUUCUCAGCUUUUUAUGCUGUGCCCCAGUGAGGCAUAGGGCUUUUGGGUCCAAUCCCAGAGCUUAAGAACCUCUCGCACAUGCUGUUUUACAUGAUUGUACUAUGCUAUUGUUGUUGAAGAAUACUACUAAGUAGCUGUCAUAUUCCAUAUUUUCAGAAUUAUUCCUUGUCAGAACUUGAUCAGAAGAUUAAUGCAUUGAGGCAUUCUUUACUGCAGAAGAGCAAAAGAGGAAUCGGCUCAGAAGCACACAGUAUACCCUCAUGACCAUUGCAACAAAUCUUGUUUGAUAAGCAAUAGCUCAGAUAUAAAAAUCUGGUUAAACAAGCCAGAUUGUUAUUAUAAGUACUUUAUUAUGUCUGUGCUUCAAUAUAACAAGUCAAGUUAUAUAUUGAUACCAACCAUUGAACUAAAGGACGAUCAAUCUAUGGCUUUCCUGCUAUAACUAGACUAGCAAUCAUUCUUGGCCGUCUCAUGCUAGUUACAGAGCAAGGAAAUUGUAAUCACUGACAGUGAGAAAAGCAGCUUGAGGCCAUGGUUGUUGGAGAACCCUGGUAUGAGGUAGAACCAGUACAGUAUUAAAUAUCCUUUGUCUUUCUCUCUUCAUAAUGUCCAUAGCCUUUACUUUUCAUUUUUUAUUGAGCUGUAACUGAAGUUGUCCUCUAUCUUUACUGCCAUUUUUUAAAUUCCAUAUAACGGUGAACCGUGUCGUAUGUAAUCUGUCCUCUCACUAGAGGGAUGACAAAUUAGUCUAGAAAGAAGCUGCUGUCAUUACUUAAAUAAAGGUUGCAAGGACUCCAAGGAUUGCUUCAGAACACUAAGCUGCUUGAAGUCCUCACAUUUUUGUUAACCUCUUGGUUUUUACCCUUAUAGCCACUAAUGUCAUACCGAAGCUGUGCAUGUUUGUGCUGAUAAAAUACUUGGAAACACUAAAACUAAACAGCACCUACCAGUUGUGGAAGGAAUCCGGGUCAGCCCAGACCUGUACACAUUCAGAAGUAAUAAAACAAAUUCCAGCACAUCCUUAUGAAGCACUGUCCCUUUAUUUAGGUGAACAAAGACUACAUUUGGACUGUUUGCAAUGGUCUUUAUCAAGUUUAAUGAAGACUGUUGCACUUGUAUACUUUUGGAACCUAAAUAAAGGGACAUUGCUUCAUAAGGAUGUGCUAGAACUUAUUGUUUUAUUACUUCUGGAUACUAUUCUUGGGACUACUCACUGGGGAAAGCUGCUUUUCCUUGUAUAAUAAGUAAAAAGGACGGUGAAGCACAGGUGAAAUAGUUAAAGGUCGAAGUCACAAAACCGGGUCUGUUUCCUAGUACCGUAAUCACUCCAAUAGGCUGUGGUGCUUAUAUUGCUUCCAAGAUGUGAAUCCAUGAACGUAUACCACAUUUUUCUAGUUUGUCUGCUUUGUUUGUAUCUUGUAAAGCUUUGUAAGUUUUAGACCUGGUAUGGAAACCAUGAAGGCUAGACAUGGACGCUCCAUGUUUUAUAUAUAAUUAGAUGCUUAACGGUUAGGUUAAUGUAUGUUUUUGCACGUAUUUCUCAAAACCAUGUUAAAAAUUAAAAUAAAUCAUUAAUAAAAAGAAUAAACAUGUAUUAAGACC